Messenger RNA from Melanotaenia boesemani (Boeseman's rainbowfish), 4383 nucleotides. RefSeq lists its product as uncharacterized. The record is from RefSeq and is a predicted model, not a curated record. The transcript is spliced from 13 exons. Bases 1793 to 3796 code for a protein of 667 amino acids. Lineage: Eukaryota; Metazoa; Chordata; Actinopteri; Atheriniformes; Melanotaeniidae.
CUGAAUUGCCUCACCAAUCUUCACGUGAAUUUGUGAGAGCAGAGCUUCCAGAGAAGUUUAGACAAAUCGACCUUGGCUUGUCUAUUUGAUAUAAAGCAUGGAUGAAACCACUUCAAAGCGACCAAUAUCACCGCCAGAGUUAGCUUCUGGUAAGAAGAAAAAAGUACGCUACGAGUCACAAAAGCUAUAUGACCAGAAGCGUGGGAAAACUAGAAUAAAUAUCGGCGUCGCCUUCACGCGCUGGAGACAGCUUCGUAACAACAAAGGACUGAAGUCUGAUGCAGAGUUGGCAACAUUUCUUCUCGACCGGUAAGUAUGAACUUUCACACAGUUAGCAGUUAGCUGUAACCAAGAGGUCGUAAUUAAAAUGGUUCGAUGCUAAGUUUUAUGGUUAAUGGGUCCUCCUCGGUUGUAUAGCCUGCUGUUACGUUGUUCUGUGAGUACAAACGUUAUAUUGUCCCUCAACUUGUAGAUAAACGGUGAUAUGACCAUUAGCCGCCGUGUUAGGCGUUGUCAUGACUACAAAGGUAGUUCUCCUACAACGAAGAAAGACGAUGACAUGUAACAAUGUGCGACCAUGGACCAACAAUUUAUUGUGUGCGACUGUCUGUAUAUUCAUUUUUUUUAUUAUUGCCUCCUUACCCAAACUCAGAGUAUAAAAACACAUUGAUAAAAAGCCAAGAGAAGCGGGGAGGGGGAGGGGGUCUUACAGCCGGCACGUUAGACAUCUCAUAUGGCGAAGAACGACACAGACCAGAAGCAAGGAAACAGAAACUGAUUGUAAAACAUGGUAUAUGUUGGACUUAAUCCAUGUAUUUUCUUCAUUAAUGUAAUAUUCUUUUAAUAUGUUAGAAAAAAAUUAAGCAGAAAAUCUGGAUAAGAGGUGAAGAUGUUUGUACUGCUGCUGUCCCCGGUCUGUGUCACGUGACCUGCACUGGCCGCGAACAGGUCUCUCGCAGAAGUUCAGCAGUGGCUAACCGGUUUGAUAAAAGCAUGAAUACAUCCAACACCACGCAGGUCUGGAAUAAAUGUAAUAAAACCCACAAAUAAGAAACCUGGAUCUAUUUUAAGCUGUAAUACAACUCAGAAAUUAUUACAAUGACGGCAAAUUCCGCUAGUGCACUUUCGCGUGAUGGACAUGAUGUUCUCUACUAACACUGGAACUGCUCCUUGAUGGCCCGCUACUGUUUCAAUAUUCCUAGGAGAGCGUAAAAAACGUUUUGGCUGGUUGAAGUGUUUUCCGACGCGCUCUCUAUCAGCUGACGGAAGUGUGGUCAUCUGUGUGUGCGCGUAUCAUGCGUGUGGCAUCAGGGUGGAACUUGGAGCGACAGAGCGCAUAUAUCACAUGCCGUCAAUGUUUUGAUCAUAACACAGUGUCUGUGUUUUAUUAUCAAAAGACUUUUUUUCACUGUAUGAACACACAUCCUUUUCCUUCUCUGGAUACAUCCUGAGUAAAGUUUGGUUUGGUCUGUGUAUCUCACUUUCCUAAAUGCUUAGUGCAAAGCGUCACACGUGAGGUCACAGGCUCAGCAGGUAUGUCCUAGCUACAUUCAUACUGCGCGUCUUGACACUCACAUCUACUUAUGGCAGAAAUGAGAUUUGCUUGCUUGGUUGUUCACAUUUUCUGUUAUUUCAAAACGGAAUUGACAUUGAGACAUCUGCUAACUUGCACUAUUAUUUACAGUAUGUCACUUUUUUGUGAAGUGCAGAAACAUUCUAUCUACUUUAGUCAGUCAUUUCUGUUUCCUUUUUUUUUAUAAGAUUUGAAAAAGGUCCUCAAACAUCAACGCCAAUGAAGAGAGGUGUUUGGCACGCAGACACCAUAUCAAGCAUUGCAUCAAGUGAUACAGACGAGCAAGGAGACAAGGCAACAUCGGAACUUGCUGAAGCAGACACAACAAAGCCUCAUGGAUUGGCUGAACUUGAAUGGAGCCUAACUGAGAUGAGCAUUGAUGAUGAACAACAUGUUGAUGAAGGAGCCAUCAAUGAUCUGAGAAAUAGCGUAAUUGACUGGGCUGGUGACGCUCCCCUUGAAAGGCCUAUACAAACGGAGGAAAUGGACAUCGGAGAUGAAGAGGAUAUGCCCUCACUUUCUAUCAAAUUCGGAGGCGCUUUGAAUCAGGUUCCAUCCCUCGACAAACUUCCAGUAAUUGGUUUGGAUGAGACGGUGCAUGACUUGAUCCCAGAACUGGAUCCUGUUCCAGAGACGUGCACAUACAGUGACUCGGCAUGUGAUCUCAGGCUCCCCCAAGUAAAGACGGCAGAACAUAUUGUAGGAGCUAAAGCGUCCAUCAUUUAUGAGGAAUGCUUGAGGCACCUGGCUUCUUUUGUAACUUUGCCAGUUCAAAAGUGUGCCAAAUUGAAAGAGACGGGUGAAGUAUGUCAGCAGUGCCCACCAUACAGAGUCCACAUCAAAGAGAGAGGCACAGCAAGUGUUUUAGAAUGGAUCUGUGCUGAUGGACAUCUUGUGUGGCAAUGGGUUUCACAGCCUGUAAUGAAAUUUGGGAUGCAGGCUGGUGACUUCAUGCUUUCAACAAACAUCUUGUUGUCUGGAAACAAUUACAACAAAGUAGCACUACUCUUCAAGUUCAUGAACAUGGGAAUGGUUGGAAGAGGAACGUUCUUUUCCAUCCAAGACACAUACUGUGUCGACACAGUUAAAAGUUACUGGAUGCAGAAAAGGGCUGAAGCCAUAGCUAAACUGCAGAGAAAAGAUGUUGUGGUCCUUGCUGACGGGAGGAAUGACACUCCAGGACAUUGUGCACAAUACUGCAGUUACACUGCAAUGGAGAAUGAUACACGGGAGAUCAUCAGUGUUGUAACUGUAGAUAAGAGACAGACCGACAGAAGAUCAACUGUUAUGGAAAAGGAGGCCUUCAUUCGAACAGUUGAUCAGCUUAUGGCUGAGGUGAAGCUGGUGGAAAUCUGUACAGAUGCCCACUCACAGAUUAGUGCUGUCAUGGAUCCUGAAAAGGGGAGGUAUAAGGGACAUGGAAUAAAUCACAGUCUUGACAUGUGGCAUGGAGCUAAAAACCUGGCCAAAAAAAUCGCUGCAGCUGCCAAGAUAAAGGAACAGUCGGCUCUACUACUAUGGCUAAAGGACAUUGUAAAUCACUUUUGGUGGUGUUGCAAAAAAGCAGAAAACUUUGAAGAGUUCUUGAUACUGUGGGUUGGAAUAAUCCACCACGUAUGCAAUGAGCAUGAGUGGGCAACUGGCCAGUGUCAACAUGGUCCAAUUGAGGAAGCCCAAAAGGAGUGGAUAGAGAAAGAUUCAAAGGUUCAUGAGGCGCUUGUGGAUAUUGUUCUGAAGAAGCGGUGGCUGAAGGAUAUCCAUAAGUACUUGCGUUUUAGAUCUACAGCUGACUUGGAGAGUUUUCACAACCACGUCCUCAUGUAUGCAAGCAAGCGUUUUGCUUUCACUCCUCCAGUCUAUGAAGCCCGUGUUAUUCUGGCUGCCCUGGACUACAACUUCCAUCUUGGUCGGCCAACAAGACAGAGAGCAGAUGGCUCCAACAUGUACACACGGAUUUUCAGAAAAAAUGCAAAACGUUAUAGCGUUUAUGCAUUGAAGACACCAAAAACAUAUGGCUACAUUCAAGCGCUGCAGACUGAGGUGGUGAAGUGUAGAUUGGAAGCAGAUAAAGGCAUGCCAAGAACACGGACACUGAGGCCAGAUGAUCCACGCAAGCUCGGUCGACUUCCACCUGUACCUCCCCCAUCCGUUGAAGAACUUGUACAAACACAAGUGAAAAGGGGUCUCGGUCCAGAAUUCAACACCAAUCCUCCUUCUGUAUAAGGAUGUUUCAGACCUACGAUGACGACCAACACAGAGUAGAAAGCAGUCUGCAGAUGCAGAAUCUACAUCAUAGCAGAUACUGACGAGCUCCUGCUCCAUUCCUCCUCUCUGAUGAACAAGACUCGGAGUCCCACACUUGAUUCAGGACCUCAUCUGCCAACCCAGAGGAAGUAUUCCAGCCUUUUCCCUCCGAGGACCAUGCUCUCACGUGUGGAGAUGAUUCUCAUCCCAGCAACUCCACACUAGACUGAUCUGCUCCAGUGACAGCAGAAGUUCAUGGCCAAGGUCUCCAAAAAGCAAACAUCUGAUGCUUAGGUCACAAAAUCUGCCCCCUCAUCCCCAUUACUGCAUCUAAUAAUUAUUUCCAUAACUGUAAUGAACAAAAAAAGUGGAUGUGUAUUCAGUCAGUGGUGUUUGCCACAGAUAAAACAUCGUCAAGAAGGAUUGAAUAUCUGUUGUGCAAUCAAAAUUUCACAUCCUUUGUAUGGAUAUAUGGCUUUUUUUUUUUGUAGAUAGGCUUUGGUCUAUGGGGUUUUUGUUGUGUAUAUACUGUGUAUUGCUGCUGUUGCAUCAGUUAUAUUUAUCUA